CAAUUGACUGGUUUUAUAGCCGAAACCUGGCGUUCAUUCUACCAGUUCCUCAACAAAGCCGGCACUGAGAGACCCAGCGAGGAGAGAGACUACUGUACGACGACUAGUGUGGGGACGGACUACAAGUCGGCGACAAUCGAGACGUCGACGGAUUUGUUCUUCAUGUUAGACAAUAUGCCCGCAAAGGGCGAGGGUUUCGAUGAGGAGAUCAAAAUGGUUACGAAUAUUGUGCGACAAUUGAAUUUAGGCCGAAACGCCGGUUCGGUCACCGUUUUAGUAAACUCUCAAAUGCAGAAUAACAUCGAUUUGGUCGAUGACAACGGCAUUCAGAUCAAUACACCCAUGUAUGCCAUCGCAUACAACACCACGUCCUCCCAGUGCGCCUCAUGUCGUACCGCGUGGUUUGAUAACUCUCAAACCAAGAUAUCCGACCGACCGCUGCUCAUGGAGUUAAUCAAUAGGACACUCAUGGAGUUUGACGCGCCCUCCGAAUCACUGGCAGGCAUU
Oppiella nova is the source of this 507-nucleotide messenger RNA. The record is from the annotation of a GenBank genome assembly. NCBI's taxonomy places the organism in Eukaryota, Metazoa, Arthropoda, Arachnida, Sarcoptiformes, Oppiidae.